Blastomyces dermatitidis ER-3 is the source of this 1533-nucleotide messenger RNA. RefSeq names its product flavin-containing monooxygenase 3. The record is from RefSeq and is a predicted model, not a curated record. The transcript is spliced from 5 exons. NCBI's taxonomy places the organism in Eukaryota, Fungi, Ascomycota, Eurotiomycetes, Onygenales, Ajellomycetaceae. Gene Ontology annotation, molecular function: NADP binding; N,N-dimethylaniline monooxygenase activity; flavin adenine dinucleotide binding. Bases 1 to 1533 code for a protein of 510 amino acids.
AUGGCGACGAAAAAGGUUGCUAUCAUCGGCGGCGGACCCUCGGGCUUAACUACACUUAAACAAUGUUUGGCUGAAGGUCUGGAUGCCGUCCUUUUCGAAGUACGCGGUGGAAUCGGAGGGCAGUGGCGUUAUGAAGACCCAAACCCGGAAACGGACGAUGCCAUAUCAUCCAUCUAUGAGGGAGUUAUUCUAAACUCAACCCGCGAUACCUCCGGCUUCAGCGAUUUCCCCAUUGAUCCUGCCCAGUAUCCGGAAUAUUUCGGUCAUCGCCGGAUGCUGAAUUACCUAGAGAAAUAUGCUGAACAUUUUGGAUUGGGGAAGUAUAUGCGGCUGAAUACCAAAGUGAUGUCCUGCAACCAGCGGCCGGACGGGAGGUGGACUGUGGUGCACCAGGAAAAGGGCGCAGAUCAAGUAACAUCAGAAUAUGAUGCUAUAUUUGCUUGUUCGGGACAUAAUUCCUAUCCAUCGACUCCUGUUUUCGAAGGGAUGAGUUCCUUUCAAGGAGAUAUCCUUCAUAGUCACGUAUACCGGAGACCGGCCAGGUUUGACGGUAAAAAGGUUGCGCUCAUCGGUUUCGGCUCCUCAGCCGUUGACUUGGCUUGCGAGCUGGUUUCCGUGGCGAAGGAGGUGCAUAUGAUUACCAGGAGAGGCGGUUGGGUUAUACCGCGCUUUGUGCUCGGCCAGCCUGUCGAGUUAUACGAUAACCGAAUUGCUGAGACGCUCAUACCUGGUGGGCUUUCACAAUGGAUCCAAACAAAGAUAUUGAACUUCGCCAUCGGCGAGCAUCCAGAAGUGAUUAAACCACACCACGGUAUAAUGGAAGCCAACCCGACUUUGGCAAAAUCCACGCCCAAUCGCGCAGGUGUAAAGCAGUUCAACGAAACCUCUCUCGUCCUCACGAAUGACACGGUUCUGGAUGUUGAUACAGUAAUCUGCUGCACUGGUUACAACAUGGAUAUGCCGUACCUAUCCAAGGAAACGUACCAUGCGGAGGACAAUCCAAUCUUGAAAUCACCAAACACCCUGGAUCUAUAUAAGCUGGUCGUCUCCCCACGAUUUACUAAUCUUUUCUUUAUCGGGUAUGUCGAAUUGCCCGGGCCUCUCCUUCCCGUUGCCGAAGCCCAGGCGAGGUGGGCGUCGGCCAUAUUGACGGGGAGAGUGAAGCUGCCAUCAAUGGAUGAGAUGAAUCGGCAGGUGAAAGAGUACCAGGAGGAAUUAGUUAGAACAAUGGUGGUCUCAGACCGUCACACAGCAACCGUCCGUUUCCUCCCUUACUGCGACUCUCUUCUCGCCGACCUAGAUGCGAACCCCACGAUCGUCCGCCUUUUGCAUAAACUUUUCACUUCGAAUCCGUUCCGUGCCUUCUCGUUGCUAAAAGCGGUGUAUUUUGGCGUGAAUUCACCCGCGCAAUAUCGAUUAUUCGGCCAUGGACAAAAGGAAGAGCUGGCUGCUGCUACCUUGGUUAGGUUGAAUGCGGGAACGGGGAUAAGUGUCAAGGAAAAGGAGCUUAUUGACGGCCAGGUUCGAUAUUGA